AAUCGCGAGUCCUCUGGCAUUGAGAGUGUCCAUGGGCGGUGGUAUCACUUAACAUCAGGUGAGCCUCCUGAAAGCACCCCAAAUUUUGUGUCCAUCCCCACAUAACUAAUUUUCUAAAUUUCUAAUUUCUGAAAAAUUCUAUCUAACACUGUUUCCGGGGGUCGUUGAAUUUUACUGUGUAUGGAAAUUGGAAACCAGAGGUCUGUACAAAUUUAAAACUGUGUUCACAAUUUCUCAACGUUGCGCCGGCUACUCAAACCAUUCAGUUUUAGACAAACAAUUUGAAAAUGGAACACCAAACUACCGUUUCCUAUCACUGCCCUAAGUAGCUGACCAAAGUGUUUUCGAGCACAAUCCCCCUCUACCUGCCUAUGGACGGGCUGCCGUCUUUUCUGUGGUCGGAAACUGAGGCACAAUAAUUCUGGCGCGCCGAUGUGCUGAUCGACCCAAUAGAAGACGCCUGAAUUUCAGCCCCAAGCUACACACACGCCAAUUUGCAAAUGAUAAUGGUCUUAUGGUUGAAGGACCAUAUAGUGAUGAUGGACAGCCUGAACCAUUUGAUAAACUUGGACAAAAUCGAAACGAAAAGGAGUCUGUAUUGCAAAAUCUAGAAAACAUUAUUAAUGAUAAACCACCCAGUGAAAUACCAGAUAACUCAGACAUGGCUCCUAAUUAUGUUUGUAAGGUGUGCCAUCUAGUCUUUCAAUCACCUAAAACUUUAAGAAUGCACCAGAGAAGAAAACAUAAGGUAUUUCGAAGGUCUUUCAAACACAUAUGUGAUUACUGUAGUAUGUCAUAUGAAACAAAAAAUAGUCUUGUUGCUCAUAUUAAAAGAAAACACGGACCAGAUUCAACACAAGAUGAUGUAGAGGAAAGGACAUGUGAAAUAUGUGCAUUAGUUUUCAAAGGCAUGGGCAGACUACGCAUGCAUAUGCGGAGAAAACAUGGUUCUUUUAAAGAAUCUUUUAAACAUGUUUGCAAAGAGUGUGGUCUUACUUAUGAAAAACAUAGAAGUUUGAUUGUGCAUAUAAGAAGAAAGCAUUCAGGAAUCAUUAAAGUGGAAGAUAGAUAUUUCAAUUGCCCAUUUUGUCCAAUGGUUUAUAAUAAACGUGAAACAUAUGCAAGACAUGUACAUAGAAAACAUAGAAGAAGUGAUGAUGAUUCUAAUCGUAAACUAAAUAAUGAUAUAAUGGGCAACAUAAAAAAUACAGAAACUGGUGAACUAUGUUGCACUGAAUGUCCAUUGGUGUUUUCAACACUAACUUAUUUGAAAUUGCAUAUGCGAAGAAAGCACAAUGCUAUGAAAGAAGAUUUUCGUCUGAAAUGUAAAAUAUGCAAUUUAUCCUAUGAUAAAAUUGAGAGUUUAAAAAGACAUGUACGUAGAAAACAUGACAAGGUGACAUAUUGUGAUAUCUGUAGAAGACAAUUUGACACACAUGAAGCUUACUUAGGCCACACGCAUGCUAAGAUUGCAAGAGAAUGUCCAGUCUGUGGUCUUAUUUUUGCAUCCCAAAGUGGAUUAGGUAAACAUCUACGUUGUGCUCAUGAAAUUGCUAAGCCAAAGACAGUUAUUUGUCACCUUUGUAAUGCAGCUUUUCAUACCAAGAGACAGUUGAAACCUCACUUUUUACGAGAACAUUUAAAAGUAUCCUAUACAUGUCAAUUCUGUAAAAAAGUGUUAAAGUCAAAAGAAACUUAUACACGACAUAUUCUUAUAAAGCAUCAUAAUGAUAAACCUGCUAGUGAUUUACAAAUAUGUGAACAUUGUGCUGCUACAUUUCCAAAUGAAUUGGAACUUAGACAACAUUGUAGUGAAGUACAUAACACAAAUGAACUAAAUGAUUCAGAUGAUGUUGUAAAAAAAGAAUUAGAAUCUGAUGUUGCAAAGGUAUCAAAUGAUGUUGUUAUAAAGAAAGAAGAAGUUGAUAUACCAACAAAAUAUCAGUGUACAAAAUGUCCAGAUUUUUAUCCCAAUUGGGAUCAAUUAAAAUUGCAUUAUGAACAAAACCAUUAUGUGGCUAAGGAAACACAAUGUCAACUUUGUGGGGAAUUGGUACCAGAUAAUGAAUUAGCAAAGCACAUCAAAUCACAUAAUGAUACAACAGUACAAUGCAGGUAUUGUGAUUUCUCUUCAAACAAUAGGGCAAGUAUGACCCAACAUUUGCUGAGACACAAAAAUGCAACAACAAUUAAUUGUAGUUUUGAAAACUGCAAAUAUAAAACUUUCUAUGAAGAUGCUAUGGAGAAACAUAAGAAAAAACAUAUCGAUCAAGGCGUAAAACUUCAAUGUACACAGUGCCCUUUUCAAACAAUGAAUAAAUAUAUUUUAAAGUAUCAUGAAGAAGCACAUGUAACUGGAAAGAAACGUUAUGCAUGUGAUCAAUGUGAUUAUGCUACCGUUCUACCAGCUGCAUUAGUUCAACAUAAAUAUAAACAUUCCACAGAAAAGAGAUUUAAGUGUGAGGUGUGCCCAUUUGCUACCAAGUACAAUACGUCAUUACGUUUUCACGUUAAAAAGAAGCACUGUGAUCUUCCUUCAUGAUCAUAUUAUAUGCACUGCAUAAUAUUAUAUGAACUCUGUUAUAUAUGCAGUCACAUUAUAAUAUUUUAUAUUAUUAAAAAAAAUGGU
This is a messenger RNA of Pieris brassicae (large cabbage white), 2629 nucleotides long. RefSeq names its product zinc finger protein 26-like. Gene Ontology annotation, cellular component: nucleus. Lineage: Eukaryota; Metazoa; Arthropoda; Insecta; Lepidoptera; Pieridae. Bases 515 to 2542 code for a protein of 675 amino acids. The record is from RefSeq and is a predicted model, not a curated record. Gene Ontology annotation, biological process: regulation of gene expression. The transcript has 2 exons.